Penicillium digitatum Pd1 is the source of this 633-nucleotide messenger RNA. Lineage: Eukaryota; Fungi; Ascomycota; Eurotiomycetes; Eurotiales; Aspergillaceae. The record is from RefSeq and is a predicted model, not a curated record.
AUGGAACUGCCCAUCCCCGGCGACCAGGCGAGCGAGUCGGGCGACACAAGUAUCCUAAUCUAUGGAGGCGCAACGGCUACCGGUACCCUUGCUAUUCAGCUAGCAAAAUUAUCGGGACUGCGAGUGGUAACAACAUGCUCCGAAGCCAAUCGCAGCUUCAUGUUUGAACUUGGGGCAGACGCAGUUUUUGAUUACCACGAUCCCCUAGUGGGCGAACAGAUCCGAGAGGAUACUGAUGAUACUCUGGAAUUUGUUCUUGAUACAAUCUCUACGCCGCAAUCUGCUGCCAUCUGCAGUGCUGCCAUUUCGUCCGCAGGCGGCUCCUACAAUGCCCUGUUGGAUGUAUCAUCAGCGCGAGAGGACGUUGAUUCGCAUGUCUCGAUGGCGUAUGAUAUCCUGGGAGAGCCUUACUGCAUGGGAACGAACAGCAUAUCUCCUGAUAGUACUGAUCUUGAGUUCGGCAUCAAAUGGUGGGAAGUAGCGCAGAAACUACUUGAGGAGCGCCGCAUUCAUCCUCAUCCAUAUCAGGUGAAGCCAGGCGGCUUGGCUGGAGUGUUGGCCGGUCUUCAGAUUCUGCGGGAAGGCAAAGUCCGAACCUCCAAGCUAGUGUAUUGGGUCGAUGAAUCCGAGUAG